CACCGGGUCCCCGCCCUGCCCGUCUGCGCCCGCCCGCCAAUCAGCCCCCGGGGGCGGGCUGGGACCUCCCGGGGACUUCGCGGCAUCUCCGGGGGUGGCCGCAGACACCAGAGCGGCCGGCAGCCCCGCGGCGGGUGGCCCAGACACAGCCGCCACCUCGCGCAUGGGGAUUUAGCGGCUGGAAAGAUGGCGUCCUCCGCGUGUCCCCUGGGCCCCAUCGACAGCCUGGAGCUGCUGGACCUCCUGUUCGACCGGCAGGACGGCGUCCUGAGACACGUCGAGCUGGGCAAGGACUGGGGCCCCGGCCAGGACCAGCAGGUCCUGCCGGGCCUGGACUCUGAGGAUUUCCUCAGCUCCAUCCUGGGCUCUGGAGACUCGGUGGCCGGCUCCCCGCUCUGGUCUCCCGCGGCCAGCGACAGCAGCAACUCCGAAGACCCGCCCUCCGACGCCCAGGACACCCCUCCCCGCGGUGGGGCGGCCGCCACCCCCGCGGGCUGCCCGAUGGCGGAGCCUGGCCCGGGGCCCUGGCCCUCCUACCGCCCCAGCCCGCCCUGGCCCACCCGGCCUCCGGGGGCAGCGACCCAAGCGCUCGAGGCCUCGGUGGCCAUUGACCUGGAGAUGUGGAGCCUGGGCCCCCACCGUGCGGAGCGGGCUGAGCCGGCCGCCGCGCCCCCCGGCUGCAACCUCACGGUCAAGGACCUUCUCCUCGCGGGCAGUGGCGCAGACGCGACACAGCACCAGCUGGCAGCCCCCCACCUACUGCGACCCGGGACCGGGCACUGCCAGGAGCUGGUGCUGACAGAGGACGAGAAGAAGCUGCUGGCCAAGGAGGGCAUCACGCUGCCCACCCAGCUUCCCCUCACCAAGUACGAGGAGCGAGUGUUGAAAAAAAUCCGGCGGAAAAUCCGGAACAAACAGUCGGCCCAAGAAAGCCGGAAGAAGAAGAAGGAGUAUAUCGAUGGUCUGGAAACUCGGAUGUCAGCCUGCACAGCCCAGAACCAGGAGCUUCAGAGGAAGGUCUUUCAUCUUGAGAAGCAGAACCUGUCGCUCCUGGAGCAGCUGAGGAAACUCCAGGCCAUCGUGGUCCAGUCCACCAGCAAGUCGGCCCAGACGGGCACCUGCAUAGCGGUCCUGCUGUUCUCCUUCGUGCUCAUCAUCCUCCCCUCCAUCAGCCCUUUCGCCUCCAACAACGCCGAGAGCCCCGGAGACUUCGCACCCGUGCGAGUUUUCUCCAGAACUUUGCACAACGACGCCGCCUCCCGCGUGGCCCCCGACGCCACACCAGGCUCCGGGGCCCCAGGACCCUGGCCCGAGGCUGGCGCGCCCCAGGAAGGGUCUCCGGGCAGCCCAGGGUCAGAUCGGGAAUCGCGCCACGUGCUGGCUCUGGAUAACUCGACGGAGAAGCUGGACAACCUGACCCUGGCUUCGGGCAACUCUUCAGAGGAGCUGCGUCGGGCCACCCUGCUGGACUGGGCCUCGCCCGAGCCGGCGCUCAGCCCGGGGCGCGUGGGGCUGGAGGCCGCCGGGGAGGAGCUGUGAGCCCCACCUGGACGUGCCACCAGGCCCCUCGGCUCCGGGGCACCGCAGUGGACGGCGACAGGCAUGGGGAGCGGAGGUGAGGCUGAGCCCCCCGCGGAGACGCCAAGAUGGAGAUGCACCAACUCAUGGGGCCACGAGGCCUCAGAAACACGCGCACACAGACCCGGGCACGGAAGGGAACAGGCAGACGCGUACAGACUGACGCACAGACCCAGACAGACAGACACACGCGCAUGAUGCCCGUGCCCGGGCCUCCUCCCCGCCUCCUCGCACACAAGGAGGAGGAAGCGGCCGGGACGGCAGGGACCUUGGCCCCGGAGCGCGGGCUGAGCUCUGAACUCCGGACGGCCGUGGCCACAGCCACCCCUCCCCUCUUUCUGGGGCCGCCGAGACCCCUAAUAAAGUAUUUGGACAGAA
Molecule: messenger RNA, 1956 nt
Organism: Equus quagga
Lineage: Eukaryota; Metazoa; Chordata; Mammalia; Perissodactyla; Equidae
Gene: CREB3L3
Product: cAMP responsive element binding protein 3 like 3
Exons: 10
Biological process (GO): regulation of transcription by RNA polymerase II
Cellular component (GO): nucleus
Molecular function (GO): DNA-binding transcription factor activity, RNA polymerase II-specific; RNA polymerase II cis-regulatory region sequence-specific DNA binding
Source: RefSeq, a predicted model, not a curated record